GACUUUCUUUUAACCUAUAAUCUAUGAAUGUUGGUAUUCUUUAUCAUCAAAAGCUUAUUUGAGCCUCAUUGUUGUAUAAUCGGAGAAGCAAUACUUAUUUUCUUUCUUGUAUCUAGAAUAAACUGUUGUGUUUAGUGUUAAUACAAUAUUUCUUAGGGACUGCUUUGCAGUGGUGUAUAUGGUAAACGGCCAAUUGAGAAAUCUCAUGGAAAUAUGUGGCGGCAUUUAGGAGGUUGAGUUGGUUAUUAUAAUGGGUACGGGGUAAUAAUAGUUUUUGUUUGGGGAUGACUAUUUUAGUCCAGUAGUAAACAAUGAACAUUGUAACAAAAAAAGUGAUUUCAAACAUUAUUAUUGUAGUUAAGUGAUAGUUGGAAAUAUCGACUAUUUUAAUUGGAAGCUUAAUACUGAGCGGACUAUUAUAGUUCACUGCCCCAAGACGAAGUUGGGAGCGUAAACAAUCCCCAAGUGCUGAUGACUCGGUCAAUUUGUGGCCAAAGCUAGAUGAAAUAAACUUAUGCAUUUUCAGCCUCUGACAAGGGAAUCCAAAUAUAGAAGAUCAUUCUUUUUCUUGAUUUGAUGGAUAGAGAUUGAUAGAUCCCACCAGUGAAUGGACAUGCCAAUAACAAUUCAUGAAUUAAAAUUGAGUGCUACUUUGUCUGAAGAUAGGAUUACAAAGCAUUUUUUUCUAUCGUGCCAAUUGGUUUUUAGCCUUUUUUGAUAUGGGGGACUAGUUGAAGACUACUUACUUUUGCCAAUACCUUAAUUUUUAUGACAUUUGAUAACUUCUUUUAGUUUAAUAGGGGUUGGGGAUUUGACCCACAAACAUCAUAGUCGCUCGAUGCUAGUUGCGCUAUGUGCACUUUAGCGAUAAUGCUUACUAGUUUUUCGGGUGGAGGAUGGGAGGUGGGGUUCUCUUGCUGUGAAGUUCUGUUUGGUGUGGGUGCUCAAUGCUAAUAAGUAUUGAGAUUUUCGUGGGGCAGUAGCUUUUGUAGAUCAUGAUAAUAGGCGUCCCAUUUAUCUCUCAACUUUUGAAAAAUUUCUUUAUAUUCCAGCCCUGAUUUUCUCUUGUUUGAAUGUUUCAAUGACUUAGCAUUUAUAUUUUCACAUCUUGUAUUGGAUAAAUGUUUUGAGUGUGGAGUAUUACCUAUAAUAGAUUUUGAGGCAGGGAAGAAGUAUACAAGAAAAGAAACAGAUAACUGAGUACUGCCCCAGAUGCAAUCUUUCUUGCUUAAUGCUCUUUCGUCUGUUGUCUGGCAAUGCCACCAUUGUAAAGCUACAAACAUGGGUGAAGAAAAUAACUCAAGUUCAGAAUCCGUCUCAAAUCCUCAAGUUAUGUAUCGUUGUAAGAAGUGUCGUAGAAUUGUUGCCACGCAGGAGAGUAUCGUCACCCACGAACGAGGAAAAGGUGAAUCGUGCUUCAAGUGGAAUAAGAGAAGUGGUAACUCACGAGGAAUAGAGAUCAAGCCAGCUGAUUGCACCUCCAUAUUUGUUGAACCAAUGAAAUGGAUGGAAACCUUGCAAGAUGGGCAUGUUGAAGAGAAACUUGUGUGUAUUGGAUGCAAAGCUCGUUUGGGUUCUUUCAACUGGGCUGGAAUGCAGUGUAGCUGCGGAGCUUGGGUAAAUCCUGCUUUUCAACUUCACAAAAGCAGAUUAGAUGAAUGCCUCAUGUGAAUAAAGUAUAAACUAGAGAGAAUAAAGUUAACUUGCUAGUUGUUGGUAUAGGUCUUCUAAAGGGCUCUUGCUUCUUUUCUUUUCCUAGAACUAGAAAUCUAGCAAACUUGAUUUAGCAGAAUAUUGAAAAGUUCAAUAUUUAGUAAUUGGAAAACAGAAUCGGAAGUUUGGAUUGUGGAAUAGUGAAUACUGAUUAUGGGAAAGGUAAUUUUGGAUCUAAGAUCAAUGAGAAUCAACACGGAUGGCCUACGGGUUUCAACCGAUCAUUUGGAUAUUAGAAAAGAAACAA
This is a messenger RNA of Cucumis melo (muskmelon), 1960 nucleotides long. RefSeq names its product probable inactive dual specificity protein phosphatase-like At4g18593. Gene Ontology annotation, molecular function: protein tyrosine/serine/threonine phosphatase activity. The record is from RefSeq and is a predicted model, not a curated record. Bases 1213 to 1671 code for a protein of 152 amino acids. NCBI's taxonomy places the organism in Eukaryota, Viridiplantae, Streptophyta, Magnoliopsida, Cucurbitales, Cucurbitaceae. Gene Ontology annotation, biological process: protein dephosphorylation. The transcript has 3 exons.